Molecule: messenger RNA, 1180 nt
Organism: Panicum hallii
Lineage: Eukaryota; Viridiplantae; Streptophyta; Magnoliopsida; Poales; Poaceae
Product: ferredoxin C 2, chloroplastic
Exons: 8
Coding region: 77-865 (262 amino acids)
Molecular function (GO): iron-sulfur cluster binding
Source: RefSeq, a predicted model, not a curated record
GGCCCGUCCUACUCGUGGAUCCGCUCUGCUCCGCCGCACGGUUGAGGGGGGCUCCCCCCGUGAGGCCUCUUGAGGGAUGGGAUCCAGCGAGCGGCGGGGGAGCGCGCGGCAGGCAGGCCCCUUAUCCGCUCCGAGCCAGUCGCGCGAGGAUUCCGUCCCGCUCGGCGCUCGCUCACGCAGCAGUCGUCACGCUCCCUACCGUCGCCCCCCGCGCCGGCCGCGGCCGCGAACCCGUCCGUCCGAGCACCACCCGCCACCCGCCGCGGGCCGGACCCGCCCGUCAACUGAGAGCAGAAGGCCGACGGCGGGCAUGAUGGCCUGCCCCGCCGCCACGACGGCUCGCAUCGGGUGCCUGUGGAGGAGCGAGGGGAUCGCCGGCGUCCUCCCCGGCUCCGCGUCCCCGCGCCGGAGCCGUCCCGCGCGGGACACGAGGGCGCGCGCCUCGGAGCUGCAGCAGGCGCCCCGGCCGCCGGCCGCCACUGCCGUCCCCGCCCACAAGGUCACCGUCCACGACCGCCAGCGCGGGGUCGUCCACGAGUUCGUCGUGCCCGAGGACCAGUACAUUCUGCACACCGCGGAGGCGCAGGACAUCAGGCUGCCGUUCGCGUGCCGGCACGGUUGUUGUACAAGCUGUGCAGUCCGGAUAAAAUCAGGACAAAUAAGACAACCUGAAGCACUUGGGAUAUCUGCAGAACUAAAAGAUCAGGGCUAUGCCUUGUUGUGUGUUGGCUUCCCAUCUGGUGAUGUCGAAGUCGAGACUCAAGAUGAAGAUGAGGUAUAUUGGCUCCAAUUCGGGAGAUAUUUUGCACGAGGGCCUGUGGAAAGAGAUGAUUAUGCGCUAGAACUUGCAAUGGGAGACGAGUGAGCAGUGCCUUAGAGGAUCGUGGUUUUAAGCUCUGUUUCUGCAAUUGGUAGCUUAUAGAGUCACAAGGACCUGCUUCACAAGAGGAGGAGAGAUUUUUGUUUUUUGCUUUAUUCACAGUUCUCCCAUGUUCCGUUGUGUACUUGUGUCCUAGCAGUUUGGCAUGUGCAGAUGUCCUUCUUGUAAAGAUGCCACUUCUGGUAGAGGACGAACAGUAUGGACCGUGUAAAGCUGUAAACUACGCUGCAUUCAAUCUUCAGCGCGAAUUGUAAUCGCGGGAGCAAUGAGAUUUGGAGGUGGCAUGCAGUACCCGAAUAA